AUGGAAGACGUUGUAAAACAACAAGAAGUAGGUGCAGAAAUAGUAACAAAUCCAAUAAAAGAAGAAGUUAGUAAUUUAAAGAUUGGUGUAUGUAGAAUACUAUCAACUAAGAAUAACACUAUUAUUCAUGUAACUGAUAUGACUGGUAGUGUAACUUACGCUAAAAUAUCUGGAGGUUCUAAAGUUAAGGCAAAGAAGGAUGAAGGAUCUGCAUAUGCUGCAUUCUUGGCAGCUAGAGAAGCAGCAGAAUUAGCUUUACGUAAAGGAAUAAACUGUUGUCACUUUUACAUCAGAGGUAGAGGAGGUGUUUCUAAAAAGAAUCCAGGAACAGGAUUAGUAGCAGCAGUUAGAAGUUUUGCAACUACAGAUGGCAUGAGAGUUGGUAGAAUAGUUAAUGUAACUCCAAUUCCAACAGAUUCAACUCGUCGUAAAGGAGGUAAUAGAGGUAGAAGAGUUUAA
Molecule: messenger RNA, 459 nt
Organism: Hepatospora eriocheir
Lineage: Eukaryota; Fungi; Microsporidia; Hepatosporidae
Source: the annotation of a GenBank genome assembly